Anas platyrhynchos (mallard) is the source of this 3631-nucleotide messenger RNA. RefSeq names its product XK related 5 (gene XKR5). Gene Ontology annotation, cellular component: membrane. The record is from RefSeq and is a predicted model, not a curated record. Lineage: Eukaryota; Metazoa; Chordata; Aves; Anseriformes; Anatidae.
GAGGGGGGCAUCGGGGGGAGGCGCUCCGGAGGCUCCUUCCUCUUCCUCCUCCUCCUCCUCCUCCUCCUCGCAGGAUGCGCGGGGGCUUCCCGGGGCUCUCCCUGGCGCUGCUGGCUGCGGAGAGCGCUGCGAGGCUCGGCACCAUCAUCCACUACCUGUUGCAGGGGCAACUGGGCUGCUUUUGGCUCACCGUCGCCUGCCUGGCACCCGGCUGCGUGCCUCAGCUCCUCAGCACCCUCUGGUUCAAGGCAGACGGCCGCCCACCCGGCUGCGGGCUUCUCAUCCUCCACAUCCUGCAGCUGGGCCUCUGGAAGAGGUAUUGGGAUGUUUUACAGCUGGAGGCGAAGGCGGGCGGCAGCGCCGGUGCCGGGGAGGUGCUGCUGCAGCUCGGGGACGUCUGCGUGCUGCGGCUGCUGGAGGCUCUGCUGCAGACCCUGCCGCACCUCCUGCUGCAGGCCUACAUCGUCGUGGCUGUCGAGCCCUCCAGCUUUGUGCCCGCUGUCAGCGCUGGGCUGUCCCUGCUGUCCCUCUCCUGGGCCUUGGUGUCCUACAGCCGCUUCUCCUGCCUGCUGAAACCCGGCCACGUCCGCCUGCCGGCCGCAGCCCUGCUCUGCCUGCUGCUCUGGAGGACGGGGAUGCUGGGGACCCGCGUCCUGGCCCUGGUGCUCUUCACCAGGCUCUAUUCCUGCUGGGUUUUGGCUGUGGCAGGCAUCCACUGGCUGCUCAUGGCCUUCUGGCUGGUGGCCCAGCAGACCGACAUCGUGGCCCAGCCGUGCCGCUGGAGGCUGUUCAAUGCCCUGGUGGGAGCCGUGUACGUCUUCUGCUACAUCAACGUCCAGCCAGGGGCCUCCAGGCACAGGGUGGCUGUGUUUUACCUGGUAAUGCUGGUGGAAAACACCCUCCUGCUGCUGCUGGCCACCGACUUCCCGCAGGCAGAGGCGAGGCACAGCCUGGGCGUCACCGGGGCCGUCUUGUCGGGGUCUGCCCUAGGCGCCGCAGCUUUGGUGGUUUAUUACAGCCUGCUCCACCCCAAGUCCGCAGAGAUCUGGGAGGGCUUCCUGGAGAAAUCCUGCCGGGCCGCGGCUGCUCGUGACGAUCAGGAUGCUGGAAGCAGCUCCCAAACAGGGCAAAGUUUGGGAAUUUCGGGAGAUGGUGAAUGCUUGGAGGUGGAAGGGACCACACCGGCUCCCGAAAAGGGGAACGGCUCCUCGCUGCUGCAGGUCAGAGGGUGCUUGGAGGAUGCGUGGACAACCCAUCACCACUGGCUGCUGGUGAGGCUGGCCUUGAAGACGGGCGACGUGUCCCAAAUCAACGCAGCUUUCGGGGACGGUGGCGUGGGAGAGGUGUACGCGGGCAGAACCCAGCCCAGGGCAGAGCUGUGCCUCCCCACGAGGGAAAUCGCUCCCGUGCGUCUCGGAUCCGACCUGAGAGAUGCAAAAUUGGGGGUGGUGAGGAAAGGAGGAGACAGCAUAGGCGAGGUCGGGGAUGAAGCAGUGCAGGAGGAUGGAGCAGGGCAGGAGCCUGCUCCUCGCCCUGCCACCUCCCUGCCCAGCAGCUCCUCCGUGGUCCUGGACGAGGUUUCCUCCGUCUACUUCACCGCCAACGCCAGAGGCAUCACCUCUGCUGGUGUGGUGACAGCCACGGCCACCUCCACGACCCUGCUGCAAGGGGACAACGAAGCCCGGCCUCCCCCGGGCUGCCUGGCAGGAGGAGGAGGAGGAAGAGGAGAGGAUUCAUCCCUCGGGCUGGAGAACAUCAGCCCCAUCCCGGGCUCCUGCGCCCGCCGGCACCUGCAGAGCAGCUCGUCCCUCUGCAGGACAAGUGGCUGCGGGGCAGCAGAGCCCCCCGGAACCCCCAUGGGGUGGCAUCAUCUCCAGGACACCCAGCAGGGGACUGUCCCGAGCAAACUGAGGCCGCCGUGCUUCACCUCCACCCCCAAGACCGAGCCUAAACCCUGCUGCCAGGCAGAUGUGGUCCUACACGGCGAGGAAAUCGCCUCACCUCCUGGAGCAUCUCCUGCUUCUGGAGAGCCUCGGCAGCUGGAAUAGCUUAAAGGUCUGGGUUUGGGUAUUUAUUCAACUUAUUUAUGUAAAAAAACCCCGACAGGCAGCUGGGGCAUCCUGCAUUUUAGGCAUUUGGGGUGGUGUCGGGAAAGGUGACCUCAAGCAAAUGCCUGUAGGAGCUGUGGGUCUGCCCUACGUGGAGACCUGGCUGCUGUCCCCUGGGCUGCAAGGCUGCCCAAAGCAGGAAACUUCUCAGAGUUUUCUCACUAAACCAGAAAUUUAACGGGCUUUACCCCUCCUUCUGGGCAGAGCAAGCCCCAAAUCAAGGCUCAGCGCUGCUCGGUUUUAUUUUUCCUCUUUCUUUGUCCUCCCUGUCCCAUCCCCUCCUGCCAGGGUGGAAAUUUGGGAUCAGGCAAGAUGAGGUUGGGAAAGAAAACACAUUCCCGGUUUGCCAUCCUGCCCUGGUCCACAGAAGGAUUUACACCAUCCUCGCCGCUCUGAUGAGUGAUAAAUGGAUUUAACCCGCUGGGAAUUGCCCUGAACAUCCUCAGGUUUGUUCUAGCUUUAAUCACAAAGCUCAACAAGGGUCAGGAGAAGGUUGGGAGGGCCGCGUCCUACAGCAAAGGUCCCGCAGCAGCGAGCAGAGGGCGAGAAACCACCCCCGGAGCAGCCAGCAAGGGAACGAUGCUCCUUGUCCCUCGGCCACCAGAGGGAGAUGCUGCCCAAGGCUUCCCGAGCAGGCACCCAUGGGGUUUGGGGAGAGGGGUGUGUGGGACCCUCACCACCUCCACAUCCCCUAUGGGAGCUGCUGGGGGUGAAACGGGGGCUCUGGGGUUCUGGGGGUGGCUCCUUCCAGCUCCCCAAACCUCCCUGGGUCUCGGGGGACUUUGGGGAGCCUCUGCUGGGGUUUCUCCCUCCACAGAAGGGCUGGAAGCUCGGCACGUCCCCACCCCCAGACCCUCCAACGCCCCGGGAUAAAGGAUUUCUGCUCGUUUGUGGCUGGCGAGCCCGAUUUUUGCUCGCUUGGCUCUUCAGGAAACCUUUGGUCAUGCCCCAGUGCCACCACUGCCACCACGGUGGGGACGCAAGGAACGGGGCACAAGGAACGGGGUGACAGAGGGUGACAAUGUGGGGAGUGACCUGCGGGAACUGCCUGUGCCUCUGGUCACUCACCUGGAAAAAAAGGAGCAGGAACGGAGCCCGUGGCCCUCCCGGAGCCACAAACAAUGCCCAGGGCAGCACCGGGGCUUGGGGACACAGCCAGCACUGUCCCCUGAACCCCAAUCCCCUCCUGGGGUGGUUCUGAGCAAGGUCCAAAAAAAAAAAUGUUUUGGAAGGUGGUGGGAGGACACGAGGGGUGGUCGCAGCCCAUCCAGCAGCGGGUUUGGGGUCUGGCCUCGUCCACCCAUGGGGAUUUAAAGAGGGGAAGGUCCAGGAGCUCCUGCCCUCGGCUGCUGCUUUGGGUCAAGGCACGGCGCAAACCACCCAGCUCCGAGGUGAUGCAAGGCCCUGAGCCAACCCCAGGAUGAUUUACCCACAAAGCAAAAAAAAAAACAUUCUCACUUCCAAAAAUACCAAAACAGCUGAAUUAGAGAAAAAUAUUUGCCCCCGGGUGCUGUUGGUUGUUU